UGACAGCUGAGACUUUCACGCAAGAAAACAAAACCAGGAUAUCUGAUGGACUGCAUUAUCUUUCCAGACAGCUUGGAGCUACAGCUGCAAAGUUUUGUGCUUAGACUUCAAAACUGAGCAGAGAGGAUUCAGAUGUUUUGUAUGAGAAUCCAGGCAUUAAUCAUGAUUGUGUGAUCAUGGUUUUGGAAAAAUACGAAGAUACUUCCAGGCUACAUAUGCAGAGUUAUGUUUCUUACGAAAACCAAGAAUGAAGUCAUUUUGAUCUCUGAUGGACGAAACUCAUUGGAAUGGAAACUAACAUCUAUGAAGAAGAACAGGGCUCACCUUAUCUUACAUCUACCGAGCGCCUGGGGACUCCAAAGGAAGCAAAGUAUGAAGAAUACCAAAGAAAGAUAGAAAAACAGGCAAGUCCAUCUGAAUUUCAGAACGUUUUACUGGAACCUGAGUUGCGUUUGCUGGCUGCGUCAUCCUUAUUAGACCACAAUGAGACAUCUUUGCAACCUGGCACGGCUGCAGGGUGCGUCAGUGCCACCCAUCAGCCUGAGACAAAGCACCUUUGUGAAGAAUUACUCUGUUCCGCAAGGCACGAGCCAAAGGAAGAUCCUUUAAACCUUCCCUUGCACACGGAAUGGCCAGUCCUCACAGGAACAAAUUCAGACAAGAAACCGGGAAGGAGUCAUGAAGUCAGGGUCAUAAAACACAAACCAAGUGCUAUCGCAUUUUCUGAUUUUGAAUUUUUAUCGCAUGAAGCUAAUACUAAACUCUAUAUUUGUGAGGCAGGAGAAGCAGAAGAUUUUUCAUCUGAAGAGGAAGAAGCAGAUGGUAGAGAUGAUGAUGACGUGUUUACAGAACUGCCACUGCAUGAGGCAUUUUUCAGUGGUCUUCAUAGAAGGAAUGUUUCCCAAAGAAAGCAAGCUAAACAUGAACUUACAAAAUAUCAACACAUCUGUCAUUUAGAGGACUGCAGUGAUCAUUCUGAAAAGGAAUUGAAGGACCAUGACAAGGAAGAAAAACACAUGGAGCUGGAGACCCAACCAGAAAAAGGAUCUGAAUGGUCAGACUCUAUGUCGUGUCUUAUGAAGAAACUGGAACAGUUGAAUUUAGACAUUGAAGAAGCUCUGAGUGCUGGCUCUUCUCCUUCCAGUACUCCUUCUACCAAAAGGCAAAAGCAAAUGUGCCCUGUUCAAGUAGAGACAGGCUUUUAUGGAGAUCAUCAAGGAAAAGGAUCUUGGAAAAACAGAAGAGCAGACUACCAGGAUCUAGACUGUUUACCUUACCCAGUGUCAACUGGAGCACGACCUAAAACUGAUGUGCUGUUUCAGAAGCUGUGUAAGGAAAAAGCAGAAAUUGAAGCAAAGGAAGCGUGUGACUGGUUACGUGCAGCUGGAUUUCCCCAAUAUGCUCAGUUCUAUGAGAACUACCAGUUUCCCAUUGACAUUGCUGCAGUAAAGAAAGAUCAUGAUUUUCUUGACAAGGACCUUGUAGAACCUCUUUGCAGACGACUGAACACACUGAACAAGUGCGCCUCAAUGAAACUCGAUGUGAACUUCCAAAGAAAAAAGAGUGAAGAUUCAGAUGAAGAAGACCUCUGUGCUAUCAGUAAUAAAUGGACUUUCCAAAGAACCAGCAGACGAUGGUCUCGGGUGGACGACUUUGAUGCUUUGCUUCACCGGUCAGACAGACAUGGAUCUUCUGGGGACAUUAAAAUGAAAAAUACAACAAGCAGCGAGAGCGUCCUUACAGAUCUGAGUGAACCUGAGGUCUCCUCUAUUCACAGUGAGAGCAGUGGGGGAAGUGACAACAGGAGUCAGUCUGGCAACAGCAGCGCUGCCAGGGAGACCUGCGACUGCUCUGGCCAGCAUGAUGUAGAAAGCACACUGCUGCAAGACUCCACUGCAAUAAACACCGCCCUGUCCCCCAAGGACAACCUGAAGAAUGAGAAACCAACACGAACCAAAGCAAGAACCUUUCUAAAACGCAUGGAGACACUAAAAGCAAAAGGUGUGCAUGGAAAACUAAAAGGCUCAGGAAGAACAGGUCCUUUAGAGAUAAGUGGACCUGUUCUCCAGUGUGAGCCAAAGUCUUUGAAAGACAUGCACUGUGUACAGAUAGUCAAUGGUGAUCUCCAAAAUUUAGGACAAGAUUCAGUCAAAAGAGGACUUUCCUUUUCUGCCAAAUCCAGCAGUGACAGCAGUCAGUCUGAAAAUAGCAGCAGUGGGGUGAGCACACCAUGUCUGAAGGAACGCAAGUGCCAUGAAGCAAACAAGAGAGGUGGGAUGUACCUGGAGGACCUAGAUGUUCUGGCCGGAACAGCCUUACGGGAAGUGGUAGACCAAAAUCGCAAAAAUGAAUUUCAUUCCCAAGAGAACUUGGUUGUGCAUAUUCCCAAGGACCACAAACCGGGGACCUUCCCAAAGGCGCUUUCUAUUGAAAGCCUCUCCCCUACAGAUAACAGUAACAGUGUAAACUGGAGGACAGGCAGCAUCUCUUUGGGAAAGCAGAACUGCUCUACUCCAAAAGAGUCCGGAUUGAUGGCUUGCUGUCCUAAAGAGAGCAGAAUUAGUAUUUAUGACAAUGUUCCAGGUUCCCACUUGUAUGCUAGCACUGGGGACCUCUUGGACUUAGAGAAAGAUGUCCUUUUUCCUCAUUUAGAUGACAUUUUGCAACAUGUCAAUGGACUCCAGGAGGUAGUAGAUGACUGGUCAAAGAAUGUGUUACCAGCUCUGCCAGUUGCUGAUGUGUCAGUCAGGGAAUCUCCAUCGUUACCUUUCCAGUCCCCCACGCAGAUCACGCUUGAUUUUGAAGGAAACUCUGUCUCUGAUGGCCGGACCACACCGAGUGACAUGGACAGAGAUGGAACAUCCCUGAAUGAAUCAGAGGCCACUGGUGUUAGGGACAGGAGAGACUCUGGGGUGGGAGCCUCUCUCACAAGGCCAAACAGGCGAUUGCGAUGGCAUAGUUUCCAAAUCUCUCAUCGCCUGAGCCACUCCAUCGCAUCACUUCACAUCAGCAAUCAGUCAGCAGCCCAGCUGAAUCUACUGCAAAAAUUCUCUCUGCUUCGUCUUACUGCCAUCAUGGAGAAGUACUCCAUGUCUAACAAACAUGGCUGGACCUGGUCUGUGCCAAAGUUCAUGAAGAGAAUGAAAGUCCCUGACUACAAAGACAAGAAUGUCUUUGGUGUGCCUCUGAUAGUUCAUGUCCAGAGAACGGGACAGCCUCUUCCCCAGAGCAUACAGCAAGCACUACGCUACUUACGGAACAACUGUCUGGAUCAGGUGGGUCUGUUUCGAAAAUCUGGAGUGAAAUCCCGAAUCCAGGCCCUACGUCAGAUGAAUGAGAGCUCCCCAGAAAAUGUCAGCUAUGAAGACCAGUCGGCAUAUGAUGUGGCAGACAUGGUAAAGCAAUUUUUCAGAGACUUGCCGGAACCCCUCCUCACAAGUAAGCUAGGAGAGACUUUUCUACACAUCUACCAAUAUGUCCCCAAGGAGCAGCGGCUGCAGGCGGUGCAGGCGGCCAUCAUGUUGAUGUCUGACGAGAACCGGGAGGUUUUGCAGACUCUGCUCUGCUUCCUGAGCGACGUCACCUCCGUGGAGGAGAAUCAGAUGACUCCUAUGAACAUAGCUGUCUGUCUGGCCCCUUCCCUUUUCCACCUCAAUAUAGUGAAAAAAGAAAGCUCACCAAGAGUAAUACAGAAAAAAUAUGCAACAGGGAAGCCAGAUCAGAAGGACCUCAGUGAAAACCUGGCAGCUACUCAGGGACUUGCUCACAUGAUAAUGGAAUGCAACAAACUUUUUGAGGUCCCUCAUGAGAUGGUCACCCAGUCCCGAAACUCCUAUGUCGAUGCAGAAGUGCAUUCUCCCACCCUGGACGAGCUUGGGAAACAAGUGGAUGAGGAAGGGGGGAAUUAUCAGAUGUACCUGGAAAGUCUCAUGCAGAAUCUCCAGAAAGAAGCAAAAGAGAAAUUCAAAGGAUGGGUCACAUGUUCCAGUAUAGAGAACACAGAGCUCGCCUACAAAAAGGUUGGGGAUGGGAACCCCCUUAGGCUUUGGAAAGCCUCGGUGGAAGUUGAAGCCCCCCCAUCAGUUGUCCUGAACCGAGUGCUGAGAGAACGUCACCUCUGGGACGAGGACUUCUUGCAGUGGAAGGUGGUCGAGAGCCUGGACAAGCAGACAGAAGUUUACCAGUACGUUUUGAACAGCAUGGCUCCUCAUCCUGUCCGAGACUUUGUUGUUCUAAGGACAUGGAGGACAGAUUUGCCAAAGGGGAUGUGCAUGCUGGUUGCCAUCUCUGUGGAGCACGAAGAGGCUCCUCUUAUGGGAGCUGUGCGAGCCAUCGUGAUGGACUCUCAGUACUUGAUAGAGCCUUGUGGCUCAGGAAAAGCCAGACUGACCCACAUCUGCAGAAUUGACCUGAAAGGACAUUCCCCAGAGUGGUACAACAAAGGCUUUGGACAUCUGUGUGCAGCAGAAGUUGCCAGGAUCAGAAACUCAUUUCAGCCUCUGAUUGCCGAGGGACCAGAAACAAAAAUCUGAGGAAGCAUUCCUGGGAGCCUGGGAGCAUAAAUCGGGGUCUGGCAGGGAACAGGAAGGCCGAAAGCAAAGAUCUUACUUAAGCUGCAGAAAUCUGACCAGACCUGGGUCUGUACAAAGGUGAAACAGGAAUUUUAUAGGAAAGUUCUUUUGUUCUGGAGAUUUCACGUCCCCCCACCACAUCCCUUCUGUAUUAAUUUCAAUUAUUGAAGUAAACAUUUCUUCUGAGAGCUUUUAUCAUUAUUACUUUAAAAUCAGACUAUUGCCAUAAUUGUGUGUUACAGAACUCUGGUAUUUAAAGGCUUCUAAGAAGCAUAUUUUAAUUGUAAAUAAAUUAUGUACAGUAUGUAUAUAUUUAUCUAUAUUAUAUCUAUAUAUAUGUAUAUGUAUAAAUUAAUUAUUUUGUAUAUAACUCAGUGCAAAUCACUUGCAUCAGUCGGACCUUAAAUGAAUCUGUCACUUGUUUCUUAGUGUGUCACUACUACAUAAGCUGUGUUUGCUAUUGUCACAGGGCUACUGGGAAUAAUCCAUGUGACAACAGAAACACCUGUUGUCAAAUAUGUUUCGUGUUUGUGUAUGCUGUGAGAAGGUACCUAGAAAUAGAUGUAGGAAGAAUGAAAAGAACUAAGGAGGAGGGAGGCUGCUGUACGUUUAAAAAUAAUGAGGAGUGGAUCAGUUUCACCAAAUAAAAUACAUGGAAAUGUAACUGAGGUAGACAUUUUGAAGGCCAUUUCUAUUCAGCUGCAGAAAGUUUGUGUACAAGGUGUUGAAAACUUACCUGUUGCCUUAAUUAAUGGUAUAUCUGCCACUGGAGAACCUCACUAUGUGCAGCAUUCAUAGUAAUUGCUCAUUCCUGGAGAGUACAAGGUAACACUGUCUGUGCUGAGGUGUCUGAAAUCAGACUGGUAAGUUAUUAAGCUGUAAAUGGGUUUUUUUUAGCGUUUUGUCUAGGUUCUGAGUAAGUGUUUCUGUGUUGUUCUUUCCUUCUUCCAUGGAGAUGGCUAAUUGUUAAGAAACUCCAAAGCAGAUUUUCCACAUCCAGUGGACACAGAUGUGCAGAUGAAUACCAUACCUUUUAAUAUUCUUACUAUACAAAUAACUAAACUUUUUUGAAGCUUUUAAACACAACUCGGAGAUUUAAAAGACUAAAUGCAGACUAUGCUUGGAAAGAUUGCUUUUAUAGUAACAGCAUUUUCAUAUUAUAUUGCACUGAUCUGCGUGAUCCUGCAUCUCUAGGCAUCGGUGGGAGCAGGAUUAGCCCCUGACUAUGAGGAGUAGGAGCCAUUUAAGCCUAUUGUAUCAUUUCAUUUUCAGGGACCUAUUAUUUUGCUAAUGGAAGAAUGCUUUAAAAGUAAUAAUAAUAAUUUGUUGACGUUACCUUUAAGGCAGGGUUCUGUUUUGUGUUUAACUAACCGAAGACCAAAAAUUGUAUUACAUCUAUGAUCCAAUAGGAAUGUACAAGCCUGUUAAUACUGUUCUUCAUUAAUCGCAUUUGUUCACUUUGACUUUAUUUAUUGCUGCAUAAACCAGCUGAGUUAUUCAUAGCCAGUGUUUUAGCUCAGUCCUUCCAACAAAAUCCGCUAAGAUUUCAUAUGAGGUCAAUACAUGUCUUACAUGAAGCUACAGAGUAAAUGGAGAAGUCUUUUCUUGCAGUGGCACUGCCAGUGCUUUGAGUCUGCCCCAGGUGUGGGUGCUGUGGGGUGGACUCUGUGCGGUCCUUGAUUGCUGCUAGGGCACGGUCCCACGUGCCGUCAUGCAUAGGCAUAAGGGCUGUGCUGGUGGAGGACAGCCCUACAAUCUGAGGAACUGAGCUGGUAGGAGCUCAGGGUGGACAGGGGCAGGGUGACCCAUCCUGGUCAUGCCAUGGAGCAGCAGGACUCCGAAAAAGUCACUGUUGUCUUUUCCUCUCAUGACCUGCCUCUCUUUCCAUGUCACAGAAGUGGUGUUGCGUAACUCAUAGGAUCAGGGAGGUUGGCUGUCCGUGAGCUCCUGCCUCCAGUUUAUGGCCAACAAUAGUUGCCACGUGCAACUAUUGCAUGUUUUUUAAGUGUUAAAGACAGGAGAGCACUCAAACCCUUAGGUGGUCAUGUUGAGGUCUGGCAGUCACCAGCCAGCCACAACAAACCACUGCUGCCACAUCCAGCCUUCCCAGGAGCAAGCAGUGGCUUAUGAACUGGUGGGACAAGACCAGUCCUCAUGUUCCAGCAGGACUGCCAUCCCAGAAAGCUGUGCCUCCUCCCCAAAUGCGUGUAGCCAUGGCAGCAGGUUUUGUGCUGGCUUUUUUUCCAAAACACAAGCAAUUAGAGCACUUCUGCUACAUUAGUUUGCAUAAAUGAAUGCAAUAGUGCCUCAGUAUUAAUGGCUGCAGAAUUCCUGGCCCUGGGAAUGGCAAUUGUCUGACAGUAAAUAAGGAAAUGAAGGGAAAACCUGGACAGUAGUUUUAUCCUGUCUGACAAGUCAUUGCUCAGCUGGAAGGGGCUCUGUGCCACCUGCCACCGUUAGCAAGGCAGAAUUGUCCUCCUACCCUUGCAGAAGCCCUGUCAUGUGCUUCCGGCAUCUCUAAGCCAUGUACCAAUGAAAUAAGAUUUCUUUAAAAUGCACAUUAUACCGUGUCUACCAUUCAGCUACCACAGUAUUUUGUAUUGUUACAUUGCCAUUGAGAAUGCAUUAUGAUAAUUGCAUUUUAAAAUGUUAUACUCAUAUCAAUACCUCAUAUUUUUACCUCAUCUGUUGGUAUCAGUCAUUAGUUGUAAAUAAAUAAUUGCAGAGUUGAAUAAAUUU
Calidris pugnax (ruff) is the source of this 7310-nucleotide messenger RNA. RefSeq names its product StAR related lipid transfer domain containing 13 (gene STARD13). Lineage: Eukaryota; Metazoa; Chordata; Aves; Charadriiformes; Scolopacidae. Gene Ontology annotation, biological process: regulation of Rho protein signal transduction; signal transduction; actin cytoskeleton organization. Gene Ontology annotation, molecular function: lipid binding; protein binding; GTPase activator activity. The transcript has 18 exons. Bases 288 to 4532 code for a protein of 1414 amino acids. The record is from RefSeq and is a predicted model, not a curated record.